AUGCUACUUUCAAGUGAGCCUACUGUCCCACCUACUAUACAAAUGCUAAUCGAGGACUCUAGGCUAAGCGGUCCGUACGGAGAUUGGAGAGACGACCUUGAGAACCAAGGCUAUGCGAUCAUCAAGAAUGCCAUCGACCCCGAGAGGGCCCGGGGCUAUCAGCGUAAAGCCCUGGACUGGCUCAAAUCCUUCAACCCCGCCCUCGACCUAGAUGAUCCUUCCACAUGGACUAGGGACAACUUGCCUGUCCACAGCAAAAUCAACACAUUCAAUGGGUAUUGCGUCACACAUGAGAAGUUUAUGUGGGACGCUCGCAUGGAGCCAAAGAUUUUGGAUGCCUUCGCCAAGAUCUGGGGCACCGACGAACUGCUCGUCUCGUUUGACGCGUUGAACAUCACUCUGCCAAACCGAAAAGACAAACCUGCUCAAAAACCAUGGCCCCACGUGGACCAGUCCCCAAUGCGUCGUGGGCUCCACUGUGUUCAAGGCGUUAUCAAUCUCAGUCAUGCGGGUCCCGAGGAUGGAUCCCUUAUGGUGUUCCCGAAAUCCAACAAAGCAACCGAGGGAUUCUUCGACACCGAGACUGACCCAUCCACUUGGGAGCACAAGGACAUACGUAAUUUCACCGUGGAAGAAAUCCAGUGGUUUGAAGAUCAUGGUAUGAAACCACAUAAGGUGCUUGCAGAGCCUGGGGACUUGCUCGUGUGGGAUUCACGGACUGUGCAUUGGGGUGGGGAACCAACUGUCAACAGCAACACGAUCCGAACGGUGAUUUAUGCAUCGUAUGCCCCGGUUGAGCUAGCCACGAAAGAGAGCUUGAAACUAAAGAAAGAAGCCUUCGAGUCGUAUCAAGCAACGACUCAUUGGCCACAUGAGAAUAUAAUUAAACGUGAUGGAGUGGUGUAUCUCCCGGAUGGUAAGGUCGAUCCUCGCAAUCGAUCUGUACCAUUGGAAGCCCCAGAGCAUACAGAUCAAUUGCUUCAACUAGCAGGAGUAAAAUCCUAUCGGAAGCGAAAGUGCGAUGGCCAGAAACCAACAUGUGGCCUCUGCACCGAUGCGGGGGCUCAGUGUGUCUAUCAAGAAAGCGACAGGGUGCAGGAUAUCCCGGCUGAAAUCCUGCUUCGCUUGACCCAUCUGGAAACCCUGAUCGAGCAACAAAAGGACGCCAUCACCGAGCUCUCAGCCCGAGUAGCCCAAGAUCAUCCGGAUCGGUCGACUGCCCCUGUCUAUUCAUCACAGCCAAAAUACGACUGGGACCCAUCGCCGCAGCAUGUAUACGAUAAAGCAUCCUUCAACCUCUUUUCGCCGGAGAACCCAUACAGUCAUGGAUAUACAUAUACUAUUCCUCCCCUUUACGACACGCCAACAGGAAGUUUGUUUGCAUUGGAUCGAAUCAGAAAUUUGAUUGGCACCUACCCUGAAGAUUUCUUCAGGCAGAUAGAGAUCAAGCGCCCAUUCAACAGCAGCCAGGUUGCAGGCAUACCCCAGACCUUUGAACAAAUCGAUAGAUCCCGACUACUUCCCCAGGUCACCAAACCUCUGAUCACCGAGUUCCUCAACCAUGUCCAUCCAUUCUUCCCAGUUCUCGAGCCGCAGUUGUUACAUAUGCUCUUUGAAACUUUCUCAACAUACACCAAGGUCAACAGCAUCCAAACUUCACUUUAUCUCAUUAUUCUGGCCCUAGGAAAGGCCUCUUCGAACCCUCGGCGGAUUUUUAAUAUCGAAGCGGAAAAGGAUCUGAGUGGGAUGGAAUAUUUCGCUUCCGCAUAUCACUACUUGAGCGGGCCGUUGAUAACGUCCUUUACAGCGGACCACUUGUUGCCUUUGGCUUUAUUCUACGGCUCUUUGUAUCUGCGUCACAUAGGACGCCCAAUUCAAGCAUGGCAAAUGAUUCGUGAAGCUUCCUGUAGUGUGGAGAUCAUGAUUACCGGUGAUGACCUCGCAGAGUUUCAUUUCCCUGCGAGUGGCAUUGAAGUCCUCGUCGACAGAUUGCCCUUUCCUCGAAUCUCGGAAGACAGCCGAAACGGCCACCUUGUUUUCCUUGCAAUGUGUUCGAUUCGAAAGCUUCUCAACCGUGUGCACAGUGCUCUGUAUGCAAGAUCUAACCAGGAGAAUUUCCAAUCCAGCCCUCCGCCCCAACGCACCAGUGAUACGCCUGGGGGCAACCCGACCCCCCAGAAGUAUUCGAUUAGCUCUCUUAAGACAAUCAGCGAGGAGCUCGAUCGUCAGUUGGAGGACUGGUUUAACUCUCUGCCAAGUCCCAUCCGGCCAACCCUAGGAAAUACGAUAUCCGCGGAUCACCCUUACGAUACUUACAUUCUUGCCCGGUACUAUGCCACAAAACACGUCAUCUGCCGCCCGAGUCUUAUUUUCGCUGCCCACAGCCAGGGCAGUGGAGCAUUGCCGGAGUUUGUUUUCGUGAAUUGCAAGAAGUGCGUCGACAGCUGUCGCAAAUUCGUCUAUGCAUCAUCGAUUCUUAUGCGGCAGAGAACGCACUCAAACUGGCACAGGAUGCAAGCGUAA
Messenger RNA from Penicillium robsamsonii, 2523 nucleotides. Its product is annotated as Phytanoyl-CoA dioxygenase. Gene Ontology annotation, biological process: regulation of DNA-templated transcription. Lineage: Eukaryota; Fungi; Ascomycota; Eurotiomycetes; Eurotiales; Aspergillaceae. The transcript has 4 exons. Gene Ontology annotation, molecular function: zinc ion binding; DNA-binding transcription factor activity, RNA polymerase II-specific. Bases 1 to 2523 code for a protein of 840 amino acids. The record is from RefSeq and is a predicted model, not a curated record.